Molecule: messenger RNA, 981 nt
Organism: Cannabis sativa
Lineage: Eukaryota; Viridiplantae; Streptophyta; Magnoliopsida; Rosales; Cannabaceae
Exons: 3
Coding region: 1-981 (326 amino acids)
Source: RefSeq, a predicted model, not a curated record
AUGGAGGACUUUUUAGGUAACUUGAGGGAGGGAGUGGGGCUACCUAUCUUUGCGGCUACCUCUGAUGUUAUACCAUGUGGAACAGCAACAAAAAUUGAGAAAUGCCUUAGGAAUUUAUGGUGGGGUGCAUUUGAUAAUAGAAAACUGGUGUACACCAUUGCUUGGAGUUCUCUUUGCAAAUCUAAGUUCAAUGGGGGAUUAGGCUUUCGUCAAAUCAAAGAUAUCAACAGCGCUUUUGUUCUUAAAUGGGGUUGGAAGCUAAUCAAUGAUUCCUUUAGUCUAUGGAGUGCUACAAUGAAGGCAAAAUACUUGAAGGGAGCAAGUUUUUUCGAUGUGGAUUGCAAAACAUCUGACUCGAGACUCUGGAAGGCAAUGCUGAAAUAUAGAACGCUGCUGAAUAAAGGCAUCUAUAGAAAGAUAGGGGAUGGAAGGUCUACGUCCAUUUGGUUCGAUGCUUGGGUACCCACGACUGAUCACAAACCCCGCCCUCUUUUGGAUGCUACUCAAGGGGCAAACCUAGUGCAAGACUUUAUUAACGAGAACCUCACAUGGAACGAAACAAGGAUCACACAACGGUUUGGAGCAAACGAUGCUAAACACAUACUCAACAUUGGUCUUCCAGCACAACGUCAGGAGGACUCCUGGCUUUGGCUUGGUGAGGAAAGUGGGUCUUAUGGGGCAGCAGUGUUUAAGGAUUGCAAGAACCAAAUACACGCCAUUUUGGCUUCACGAUUUAGUGCUACUAAUCUUGCUCUUUCUAAAGCACAAAUGCUGGUCUGCGGUGCUGAAUUUGCAGCUAAAUGCAAGUUUAAGAGAGUUCUUUUCUACUGUGAUAAUGUGGCUGUGGUUAAUAGCUUCAAUAUCAGUCCCAGCGAAGCUCGCCAUUCUAUGCUGGAAGGUGCUGCGACGCGUUUCAAAAGAACGACUCUCUCUCUCGAAAGCUUCAUGCUGAAGAAGAUAAGAAAUUACUCUAAUGUAUAG